Molecule: messenger RNA, 2198 nt
Organism: Fundulus heteroclitus (mummichog)
Lineage: Eukaryota; Metazoa; Chordata; Actinopteri; Cyprinodontiformes; Fundulidae
Gene: pgm3
Product: phosphoglucomutase 3
Exons: 13
Coding region: 147-1784 (545 amino acids)
Biological process (GO): carbohydrate metabolic process; UDP-N-acetylglucosamine biosynthetic process; hemopoiesis
Molecular function (GO): phosphoacetylglucosamine mutase activity; magnesium ion binding
Source: RefSeq, a predicted model, not a curated record
GGAAGCAUCGAAGGCGGGAUUUCCGCAGUUGAACUGUGAACUGCGGCCACGUUGUCACGCUGAGAAGGAGGAGUAAGCAGGAGAACCAGGAAGUCUUCUGCGAGCACAGUUGUAAUGCAGCUCUAAAACCCAGACACUUUUCAGAGAUGGCCCAUUUUAAAGAAGUAAACGAGCAGUCCGGUCUGCACCCUAAGCCAGCGGGCUUGGUUUUACAGUAUGGCACAGCUGGCUUUAGGACCAGUGCCAAUCAGCUGGACCACAUCAUGUUCCGGAUGGGUUUGCUGGCCACGCUCCGCUCCAAGAAGACCAAAGCCACCAUCGGAGUCAUGGUGACGGCGUCGCACAAUCCCGAGGAGGAUAAUGGGGUGAAGCUCGUUGACCCGAUGGGAGAGAUGUUGACGUCGUCGUGGGAAGGCUAUGCCACCCAGCUGGCCAACACCGAGCAGGAGGAGUUGCUUACAACGCUGAAGGAUAUCGUAGAGAAGGAGGCCAUCGACAUGAGCCAGGAGGCCAACGUAUUUGUGGGAAAAGAUACCAGGAGCAGCAGUGCCAGCCUUUCACAAGCGGUGUUGGAUGGAGUUAAAGCCCUUGGUGGUCACAGCAAAGACUAUGGUCUGGUGACCACUCCACAGCUGCACUACAUGGUGUGCUGCCAAAACACACAGGGGAAAUACGGAGAGGCAACAUUGGAAGGAUACUAUAGUAAACUCAGCCAAGCUUUCUCUCUGCUCGCCAAGAAUGCAUCUAAUCGCACGGAUGACCAGAAGCACCUUAGUGUUGAUGGUGCUAAUGGCAUCGGGGCCAUAAAGGUACGCGAGAUGGAGAGUCACUUAAAAAAAGACCUCCAGCUUUCCAUCUUCAACGACGGCAGCAGAGGAAAACUGAACCACCAGUGCGGAGCCGACUUUGUCAAAGUGCAGCAGAAGCUUCCAACAGGCAUCAAGAUCAACCCUGGAGAUCGCUGCUGUUCCUUCGAUGGUGAUGCUGACCGAAUAGUUUAUUACUACACUGACGCUCAGGGUCACUUCCACCUGCUCGACGGAGACAAGAUCGCUACUCUCAUCAGCACCUUUCUGAAAGAGCUGCUUAAUGAGGCUGGUCUUGACUUGAAGAUAGCUGUGGUGCAAACUGCGUAUGCAAAUGGCAGCUCAACAUACUACCUGGAGAACACCAUGAAGGUAAUUGUGAGGUGUACUAAAACUGGAGUGAAGCAUCUACAUCACGCAGCUAAAGAAUUUGAUAUCGGUGUCUACUUUGAGGCAAACGGCCAUGGGACUGUGUUGUUUAGUGAGGAAGCUGAGGAGAAAAUCCAGCAACUAGCCCACAACACCAACAUCAACGAUGAGAGGAAGAAAGCAGCUCUCCUGCUGCAAAAUACCAUCAACAUCAUCAACCAGACCGUAGGCGAUGCUAUUUCAGACAUGCUGCUGAUUGAAGCCAUUUUAGCCAUUAAAGGGAUGACGGUCCAGCAGUGGGACACCAUCUACAGUGACCUGCCGAACAGGCAGCUUAAAGUCAAGGUUUCUGACCGUAGGGUGAUAGAGACCGCCGAUGCAGAGAGGAAGGCCGUCACCCCAGCAGGGCUGCAGGAGGCCAUCGACGGCUUGGUGAAGAAGUAUAAACAAGCUCGCUCCUUUGUGAGGCCCUCUGGCACCGAGGACGUGGUGAGAGUUUAUGCAGAGGCAGACACCCAGGAGAGUGCAGAUGCGCUGGCUCAUGAAGUCAGCCUUGCAGUGUACGGCCUGGCAGGGGGAGUAGGGGAUGAACCCAAACCUUUGCAUUAGACUCUCACAGUGACGCUGCAUGAUGUUGCCAAAUCAACAUUUUGAAAGAAAUCUCAGUUAAUUAUUGUUCUCUAAAUCAGCUUUUUUAUAGAUUUUUUUUCCAGGGAGGUUUGUCAUAAUGUUUAACUGCUCUUUGUACUUUAUUAUGUCUUUCUCUAUAACUGUUAAAUGAUGCAUAACCUGGGACGUGGUGUUAAGGAUGAAAGUAUCGGGUACGGAAGUAGAUUUCUGUGUGAUAUCAAGGUUGCACUACACUGUAUAUAUGAACAGCAUGAUUAACGAAUCAAUUUAAUGUUUGAACUUAUUUCUAAUGAUUAAGCAUGCUUGAGCCAGGUGUCUUCAAAACAAAUCAAAAGUUUACAUGUCACUUAAAAAUACAUAGGUUUUCCUAAUAAAGUCGAAGUAGUAAAGAAA